GUAGCAGACCAAAGCAUCAGUCUUGAUGAGUUAAAGUCUUUGUGCAAAGAGCUCAAAAUCCUGCAGCCUGUGCAGAAAGUGGUUUCCUCAUUUCUUGGCUGGAAAUGGGAAACCCUCAGCACAAAACUGGGAGAAAAAGUGAAUGUUGACCAGUUGAGGAAAUUUGCAGUAAGUAUAUUAUAUACAUGUGUCGCACAAUGUAUUUUAUAUCGUUAAUUAUGAACAGUAUGUCUUAAUGGGUAAGGAUUGUUCGUCAGAUCAAGUAACAACAAGCUUUUAAAAAUAAUCACUUUGAGAAUGUGCUGCUGUUACAGUAUGUGGGUAUUUAUCUAUGUCACUUUAUAUACCCAUAAGGUAGACUUGCUCCAAGUCUCGCUUAUCUCUAUCAGAUAGAUAAGACUUGAACCAAUUUAGUGGAAUUCGUGAUAUACCAAAGUAGUUAAGCAUCUUUUUUAAUAGUAUUUCAUGGUUUAUACAAUCAAAGGCCUUACGUACAUCAAGGAACACGACACAAUUUAUUUUGCCAUUAUCCAUAUUCUCAAGUAGAUCGUCACACAUUUGUAUCAAAGAGGACAGUGUGGAGUGUUUAGGUCGAAAAGUGUUGAUAACAUAUUGCAUGAAUUCAUUAAUACCUCAAGUUGAUCAAUUCAUACGAAUUCAAAUUUCUUUUUACUUCCUGUGCGUUUCCUAUUGGUUAAUCUGUUCUUGUUCGAAAUCUAAUUGGCUUGUCUAAAAGUAACAGGAAGUUGAUCAAUUUUCUAUCAACUGAGGAAAUGAAUUCAUGUAAUAUUUUAUCAACAAUUCCAUUGCAUCGACAGUAAUGAGUGGCGAGUUUUACAAGUCCCGCUCGUUCUCCAUUUCAAGCAAGACUCGGAGCAAGUCUACUCACGAAGUGGCUUUCCUGAUUUUUAUAACCAAAGCAAGGGCCUUUCUACCAUGAGUUUCCCAACUUUAUCUUGUGUUUUAUACAUUCUUGAAGCUGUGUUUCUAUUUACUAGGGGAAAGAUGAAACCAACCUUAUUUUCAGGCAAUACUUGGACUACCUCCGAGAGAGUCUGGCCGGUGAGACGGGCCAGGAAUUCAGUCAAUUGCCAUUAAUUGUGUCGCCCAACAUAUUUCUGAUGGACCAGGGAACUAAGGGCAUUGUUCACAUGUGCACUGAUCCAUUGGGGCUGCAACAAGGGUCAUAUGGGCAGGAAAAAGGAUUUUCGUUGGCCCUGUACAAGCUUCCAAAACCACUUCAGGUACGUGUACAGUAAAAAAGGUUUAACUGUUUGAACAUUACGGUUCAUAAUGAAUGUGUUCUUUUUUAGGAGCAUGAUAUGACAACAUCUGCAAUAGGUUUGUUGGACCUAAUGGAUCGUUUGAAUUUUGGUGUGCGUCACAUAUUCAACAUAGCCAUACUGGGAGACAUCCAUCAAUUAAUGGAAAUUCAAAAAUGGAUUGGGGAACAUCGUGGCAUGUGUGAGCUUGGUUUCACUUGUGUGAAAGGUGUUAAAUCAUCUGGUAUAUAUCGAUCUCGAAUAUGACGAACCGAAGGUGCAAGUCUCUAGAGGGGUUUGGGAGCACCCCCACCCCAGGAAAUGUUGGAUUUCUUGAAGUUCAGAUUAGGUACACUGUAUUUCCAGCACUUUGAGGAGUUUUCAAACAAGAAAUUAACCUUACACUAGUCCUUGAAAAUCAAAUCAGCUGAUCUUCUGGGACAGAUCAAAUCGAUCCCUGCAACCAUUUUUCCCCACUAAAUAAUGGGGCAGGAUAUCCCCCCCCCCCUCCCCCCAGUUUGAUUGUCCAGGGUUUUUUGUUCAGAAAUAGCCUUACAGGAAUAUUUUUUCAAAAUUACCUCCAUACCCCCCCCCACCUCAAAAGUUAAAUGGUCGGCCCCUUACUGUAUAAUUAUUCAAAUGAAUAAUUAAUUCAAAUAAUUGAUACUGUAUAUGCGCUUUUAUUGGCUAGAAUAAUGACACACUCCUAAUCACACCCGGUCAAAAAAUCCACCGGUAGAUUUGGCGCACAGUCAAACAAUUCACCGGUAUAUUUGGCGCGAUGUAAGGGAGAAAAGUCCUUUCCAGCGUACUUACUGUACGAACCGCGAAAACUGGAAAGGACUUUGGGAAAGUCUAGUAUAUUUACUCGUCCGUGGUGGAUUAUUGCCGGUAAAUGGGUUAAUUUAUUGCAUUCAUGUACUUAUUCAACACUGACUGACACUUUGAACUUAAUUAUUUUACUUUGUCUAAUACCAGCCAAACAAUUUUACGUGUCAGGGGCUCUACACUUGAUUAGUUAACGUUCUUAACAAAUCUUAAUUUAUAGUCCCAAAAUAAAAUGUGUAACUCUACAACUUUGCUAAUCAUUAGCCAUAAUAUUUGAAGUCUCAAUGGCAUAUUGUGGCGCCAUGGUUGAACAUACAUAAACAAUGACGCUAUCAUAUUUCGCAAUGCAUACUACAAAUUUUCAUUUUGCAUUGUACCUGCAUUUUACAGGAGUUCUUGGUAUGGUCAAAGCUGUGGAAGGAUUCCUUGUUUACCAUGCUGCACUUGGGCAACGUGUUCUUCAAGACCACUUUAAUUUUGAUGCAGAUGUGAAUAAUUUUAUGGUGGUAAAUGCGGAGCAAAAAGAGCUGGAAGUGUGCCGCAGGCUAGUGCAGCUGUUCAGUCGUCCAGGUGACUGGAUACUGGAUGUAAAUAUACCAGAAGGUACGGUAUGACACCCGUGUUGAUAAAAUACUAAUAUAUACUAAUAAUACAUCAAAUACUAAUAAAACACAGAGUGUGUUAAACUUAUAUUGGUUCUCGUUACAGUCGUGCCAAUAGAAGCGUUCCGAAAAGUAUUGACCAGUUCAUUUCCUAACUUCGAGGACUUCCUCUGAACAAUUCCUGAACAAUUUGAUUAAAAAGAUUCUAACUUCCUGUUUCAUUGACCAAUGACCAAUCGGAUUGCUCAAAAGUAAAAUAUAAAAUUUGAUUGGUCAAUGAAACAGGAAGUUAGGAAUUUUUUAAGGAACUUAUCAAAUUGUUGAGGAAUUGCUCAGAGGAAUUCCUCGACUUAGGAAAUGAACUGGUCAACAUUUUUCGGAAGGCUUCUGUUGGCACGACUGUAAAUCUUCAUAUUUACAACAAGUUUCUUCAGAUUUUUGUCAGUUUAAAAUCAAAUUGUCAAAUUUGAUUUUGUUCACUUUUUGCUACGCGACGGCAUACUAUUUUCCGGUACACGCGUAAAGAAUUAUGAGCCCGAUGUUUAAUAACAGGGUUGAACAAUGUUGUGUUGAAUCGGGUGUAACAAUAUUUAACAAUUGUUGUCCGAAAGGGAGGUGAUUAUUUAACAAUUAUUCGCCGAAGGCGAAGUGAUUAUCGGUGAAUAAAAACCGAGACGAAGUCAAGCUUUUAUUCACGAUAAUCACUGAGCCUGAGGUGUAUAAUUGUUUUAGUAUAAUUAAAUACAACUAUUAGAUUAAUAUUCCGCGUACCCAUGUAUUAUUCUCUAUAUAAUCACCUCAAUAGCAACCAAUCAGUGUCGAGAAUUUUCAAUAAUCACAGUAUGUAGUUAUACUAAUGUUCAGUAUUAUUGAAAACUGUGUACAAUGUGCCAUAUGGACAGCUCAACAUUGUUCAAUCCUGUUUUUAUCAAUGUUGCAAAAACCUGAUCGUUUUUAGCCCUGCAGCACGUAAAAUAUAAAUGAUAUGUCAUAUGAUAUUGUAAUACUGUAUACAGUAUAUGUGAAUAUCAGGAUGAUAUUUAACUGAAAAUUGAACUUUGACUUCCUUUCGUACAAGUUGUUUUGAAAUCAAAUUAUAAGCAAUUAACAAUCAAAUAUGUAUGUAUAUGCGUCCAUGUACAAUCCUGUUUUUAUCAAUGUUGCAAAAACCUGAUCGUUUUUAGCCCUGCAGCACGUAAAAUAUAAAUGAUAUGUCAUAUGAUAUUGUAAUACUGUAUACAGUAUAUGUGAAUAUCAGGAUGAUAUUUAACUGAAAAUUGAACUUUGACUUCCUUUCGUACAAGUUGUUUUGAAAUCAAAUUAUAAGCAAUUAACAAUCAAAUAUGUAUGUAUAUGCGUGCAUGUAUAAAGCUUUGUGUAUCAUGUAUAUGUUUUAAAUGUAUCACAUGUUCCUCUACUUCAUCUACUUUUAUGUAAUUGUUUUCAGUUGCUGGAGUUGCCGCAGCUAUCAAGGCAAGGCGGAAGAAAAACAUGAAAAAGCAAAAACAAUGCUACGAGAACUGUGCCAAUUGUAAAUA
Molecule: messenger RNA, 4230 nt
Organism: Paramuricea clavata
Lineage: Eukaryota; Metazoa; Cnidaria; Anthozoa; Malacalcyonacea; Plexauridae
Source: the annotation of a GenBank genome assembly